AUGCCCAGUGACUCUGAAGAUAAGAGAAAAAGUGGCUAUGUAUCUCUCCUCUGUUCUGCUUCCUGUGCCUGCUCUGCCCCAGGUUGGCCUUCAUUCCAUGAUGUGAUCAGUUCUGAGGCAAUCACAUUUACAGAUGACUUUUCCUAUGGGAUGCACAGGGUGGAAACAAGCUGCUCUCAGUGUGGUGCUCACCUUGGGCACAUUUUUGAUGACGGACCUCGUCCAACUGGCAAAAGAUACUGCAUAAAUUCUGCUUCCUUGUCUUUCACACCUGCAGAUAGCAGCGGCACCGAAGAAGGUAGCGGGGCCGGCAGCCCAGCCCAGGCAGACAGAGCGGAGCUGUAGAGUAAUGGAGAGUGAAGGAAACAAAGUGUACUUAAUGCACAGCUUAUUAAAAAAAUUAAAAUUGUCUAUCUUAAUAGAUAUAUUUUUUCAAAAACUAUAAGAGCAGUUUUGUGCUAUUGAUGUUUUUCUUCUUUUGCUUAAACAGAGGCUCUGGCCAUCAAUGUAUUUUGCCGUUGACUAGCUCCAGAACUGUUUAUAGCUUUAGCAAAUGGAGAUAGCUUUGUGAAACUCCUUCACAAGCCCUUAUGUACCCUUUGGCAUUAUUUUCUUUGAGCACAUAACUUCUUUUGUGCUUUCUACCCACUUGCUUGGUCUUCAAACAUGAAAAUAGAGAUAUCUAUGCAAUGUAGACACCAGGGCUUGGAAUUGCAGGGCGUCGAGACCUGGUAGACAUAUGGCCUUAAGGCACCUGUACCUGCAGUAAAGGUGGAGUGAUGUCUUAUGAGACUUCUCAGCUUGAUGGAAAGUUUGAGCUAAGGUUGUUUUUUCUCACUAAAAGGGUGUGAAGGUCUAAAGUCUUUCCUUAUGUUAAAUUGUUGCCAGAUCUGAGGGAGCGCACCACGUGUUGUGGCAGAGAAGUAAACAUUACCUCAUGAUUAGGCCUUUAUUUUACUUUAUUUUAUUUUCCAUUGAAAACAGUGGAAAGUAAGACAACUGUAAAAUGUAGAGCCCCAUUUUGUCCAAAGUUCACAAAAAAGAUAUAAGUCCUUCUCUCCACACCUAACACCAUCUGCAGCUGGAUGGGAAUUUUGGUAAAGUUCGUUGUGUAAAAUAAAAUAUUGUGGACAACACACUUCAUCAAGGCAGUGGAAAUGAGAGAGCAAAGAAGACCAAGGAUGAAGUCUCCGGUACUAUAAACUCCAGUGCUGGGCAGAAAAGCUGACGGGAUACUACAAGUAACAGAAUCCGAAGCAGGGGACCUUGUGCACAAAGCAUCACAUGACCUCUGGAAAGAUGUUGGGGAUAAAAAUACAAAUAGCCGGGAGCUCAAGUUCCACACCUGACACUAAUCUGCUUUGUGACAAGGGACAAGCCAUUUAGCCUCUCUGUGCCUAUUUCUUCAUGUAUAAACUGGGACUCAUAAUUUUUGUAAAAUGUAUUGACACUCAGGGCAAAAUUACUAUAUUGCUAUAUAAUUAAGAUCAGUGUUGUAAAACUAAACUGAUCUGUUUCUUAUUGCCUCAAAGGCUGAAGCCCAGGUAUUUGAAAUGGAAAGAAGCAGAGAAGAGUUCAGCUUAGCUGAUUGGUAUGGAAACAGUUGGGCCAAGAGCCAGAAAUUUUCCUUUGUAGCAACGUGGCUGGUUUUACUUUGAGAAGCUGUGCUCAGUUGCUUUAUAACAUUUAGUCUGGUGGAGUGGAUGUCAUUUUGCACAAUAAUGUUUCACAAGUAUGAGCAAUAGUGAUAUAAGAUGAUAUUGCUGUAGCCAGGUGUGAAGGUACUGUGUGUGACUCAUAUAUAUUGUGUUUGUAACUUUGAAUGCUAAUCCUGAAAUGUGGUUUUAAAAAAUAUUAGUUUGUUAAGUCUUUGAAAACUUAUUAAUACUAAUGUCUUUUCUUGUAAGCACCAAGACAAAAAUAAGAGGGCACUUGACAACUUUAAAGAAACAAUGAAAAAUUAGAACGGAACUUUGACAAAUCAAAAUGUCAGUGUACCAUGUCUACAUUCUUAUGUGUCUCUACAGGCACCUCCAGUGAGGCCUUGACAUCCUGGCAACUUUUCAUUGUCAUGUAUGCUGCAACUUUGCAAUUUGAGAUAGUCACACUCUUAUCUGGAUGCUCAGAUAAGAAGUUCUCUGAGCAUCCAGAUUUAUCCUAGGCCCUGGGGUCACUCUGGAAUUUACAGGCUUCAACCCCCUCUAGAAAUAAGGUGUAAAACUGAAAACUAGAAAGGCCAUCAGCAUCCAGACCAUCCCAGAAGUCUUUUCCAGCCUCACAGAGGGAACCCCAACAUUUCCCAGUGAUCCAAGGAUCCCACUUGGGGGUGGCUAAAGAAAUGGGCCUCUCAGGGCAUUGUCACAACCGACAGUCCAUCCUUCAGAGGCACAUGCAGCACUUCACUACUGCUCCAGCUAUGUGUGUUGGCCUCCCCCAGGGUCCAUUGGAUAUGAGCCGCAGCGUUGGGGUAGAUGAGGAAGAUAAGUGAAGCGCUUCUUUACCCAGACACGCUGGAUUGUCCUUGUUCCUUCAUUUUUAUUGUAAGAUUUAACAUUUCCCUCUGAAAACCCUCCUUUUCUAAUCCUUAGUCUUUGUUUUAAGGAAAGCUACUUUUUCUUCUACCACAUUUCCCAGCACCAACUUUAAGAAAAGUGCAACAUCCAUGAAAAAAAAAAAAAGGGGGUAUAUGCAUGUGGUUUAAUUCCAAAUUGCUUUUGGGUUUAAGUGGUAUCAAAUUUCAGUAUAUUUCUGUCUUAUGUUAAAGAAAUAUAUUACUAAAACGUCAGUGAGCAAUAAUGUCAGCUGUCGAGCACUAGAUUUAUUUUUGCAGGAUAUGGAGUGCAAUGAACUGAGUCAAUAUGGUGAGGUGUAUGUGAUCUGUGGAGUUACGCCAUUUAACAUAGGAAAUGCACGGGACUUUCCCUCUCUGCACUCCAGCUCUUAUUGUAGAAUCAGAAGACGCAGGAUUCUGCUGGCGUGCACACAGUGUGCCCAUAAAGUCAUGUGGAAUGGACCUGAAGAAAGCAGCAGUGUCUGUUGUAUUAGGGAACAUUUCUAUGUGUCUAAACUUUUCACUUCUGAGAUGCAUUUAAAUUCUUAGUGAAAACGAUGUAGCAAUUUGAAAACCUCUCCACAUUAAUUGUGUUCAAAAUGUCUUGCUUUAAAUACAACAAAUGAUGAAGGGGAUUAUUGUUUGUUUUGAAGGUCAAGUAUUAUUUUUACCUUAGAUAGCUUUGUAAUAAUUUUUCUCCAGACAGUUCAAAACUUUUGAAAAAUGACAUGAAACUUUCAUUAAAAACUCUGUUCCUAUGUUUAUUGUAUACAGAAAUUAUGCAAUAAAAUUUCUUUAUAAAAAUG
Molecule: messenger RNA, 3357 nt
Organism: Galeopterus variegatus (Sunda flying lemur)
Lineage: Eukaryota; Metazoa; Chordata; Mammalia; Dermoptera; Cynocephalidae
Product: methionine-R-sulfoxide reductase B3-like
Exons: 3
Coding region: 1-345 (114 amino acids)
Biological process (GO): response to oxidative stress; protein repair
Cellular component (GO): cytoplasm
Molecular function (GO): peptide-methionine (R)-S-oxide reductase activity
Source: RefSeq, a predicted model, not a curated record